Messenger RNA from Cercopithifilaria johnstoni, 2319 nucleotides. The record is from the annotation of a GenBank genome assembly. Lineage: Eukaryota; Metazoa; Nematoda; Chromadorea; Rhabditida; Onchocercidae.
AUGGAUGGCGAUGGGAGUGUACUUAGCUCGGAGGUUGCCGCAAGUCUUCUGAGUUUGGAAGUAACAGAAAAUUUCACAACCGAUAGAGAAAACGCGAUUGCUCGGUCAGCGUCGCAAGUUAGAAGAGUGAAUCGAGUUUGCGUUGUGGGAGUGGCUAGGAGUAAUACAGAAGUUAGAGAUUUGUUAAAGAAUCAUUUCGGUGUCGAACUGUUAGAAAGCGAAGAUGGCUAUGAGUUCACAAAAGAUGCUGAUAUUACUUUCUUAUGCAGUGAAUUCAUUGAUUGCCGUUGGUUCAAAUAUCUUAAUUCUUGUCAGAAACCAAUUAUUGGCCCAGCGAUUAUCCGAAAACGUGCCGUAGAUGGCAAACCUUUAUUGGUACCUCGCCCAAACCGCCCACUUUAUACAGACAGUAUGUCCGGUGUGCGAAUUGCUUUGUCGGGACUUCCCACCAAAAAUUGUCGGGAAGCUGUCGAUCUCGUACAUUUCAUGGGUGGUAGCGCUCAACGAGUAUUUUCUGCUUCUACCACCCACUUAAUUACUGAUGCUGCUAAAGGCAAAACAUAUAGGAUGGCAGUGUCAAUUGGAUGUCGUGUAAUGCAUUUAGAAUGGUUGCGAGCUGCAUGGGCUGCGAGAGAUUCUAUUCAGAUCAACGUCACUACCAUUAAUUUUUUAAAUCAAUACAUGGUUGAACCAUUUUGUGGAUUGUCAUUAUGGUUUAUUGCCUACGACGAAAAAGAUCUAACUGAAAUGAAAGAGAAAACCGUUGAAAAUAAAGGGAAAGUAGCUGAAAAUCAGAAACAAGCAACUCAUAUUGUGAUUUCUACAUCAUUGGAUGCUAAAGUUGAAGGAUGUGAUCCAAAACAGCAUCUAGUGUCCGGCGAAUGGUUUUGGAUCUCUGUACAGUUGAACUGUUGUGCCAAUGAAACUAUCUAUAAGUGGAAGGGCCAACGGACCAAGCACAGCUCUAUUCUCUCACCAAAUACCGUUGAAUUAACUGCUAGCAAGUCGGUAUCUAAGUCAUCCAUGGAAGUUCUUGAUAGCAGUAAUGGUUCAGCAUUACCAGAUUACUCAGAACAUUUGCUAUCAACGGAUGAUUCUGAGAUUAUGAAUACCUCUCCGCGAAGACUCGAUAAAAGAUAUGCUGUGUGUAAAGAAAUGCUUGAAACUGAGGAAAAUUACUUAAGAGCAUUGAAAAUUGUUGUACAGGUGUUCAAAGAACCUCUUGAAGAGCAGUUACCGAAUCUGGAUAGUGGUCUUCUCACAAAAGCUGAAAUAAGCCAAAUAUUUGCCAAAGUACCUCCAUUAAUCGAUGUUCACGAGAAUAUUUGUCGCACACUUCAAAGCUAUAUAAUACACUGGAUGAAUGAACGUUUGAUUGGAAAGGUCUGGCUGGAUCAUGCUGCUGAAUUGACGCCAGUAUAUAAAGCAUUCAUCAACAAUUAUGAUACAGCGAUUCAGACAUUGAAUGAAUGUGAUCAAACUAAACCAAAAUUCCAUGCAUUUUUAAAGGCUGCGGAAAGUCGCCUGGAGUGUCAGCGGAACAGUUUACCUGAUUUAUUAGUACGCCCGGUGCAACGCUUACACUCAGUAGUUUUACUUCUAAAAGCUAUUUUGGAAAAAACGGAUCGUAAAAAUCCGGAUAAUGCCUAUUUGAUUAAAGCGAAGCGAGCCGUAGAAGCAGCUCUCACGGAAGCAAAUGAAUCUCGCAGGCAAACUGAUUCUUAUGCAAUGAUCUUCAAGUUAUCUAGUGAAAUUGAACGAUGUCCUGCUGAUAUAUUAUCAAGCGCUCGGACGUUAAAAACCGAACUGCAUGUUUUGUCGUUGGGAGGUGAGGAUGAGUGGGCAAGAACUCGGAAUAAGCGAAUGGCCAUAUUUUUAUUUAAUGAUUUGAUAGAAAUUGUUAAGGUACGAACAGGAAAUGAUAAUAGCAGCACUCCAACACGCUGCAGUUUCUCAACUUAUUCCCUAACGAAACAACUGUCCUUUUCUGUGUUGCGACAUGACAAGAAAAAAUAUAAGCAUCAUCAACAGUAUAUGCUUGCCUCGAUUCGUAGAAUACAAAGUCUUGCACACGCUGAUGUAAGUGGUGUGUUCGUCCUGUCAUUUCGAGUUAGCCAAGGCGAAGAUUUUUGGGUGGCACAAUGCUUAGAAAAUCAGGAAGGAGAACUGGAAAAGUUCUUACGCGAAGUUGCAGAUCAGGUGUACAAAUUGGUAGGAAGGAAUACACUGGUGGAGAAAGUGGACUUCGACGAAGAUCCCUCAUUAUUAGGUGUCAAGGAAAAUAUAGUAACUAUCAAGAAAGCAUUAAAUCAUGCGUAA